AUGACUGCAAAGAGACGAAGACUACCCAGUUUAUUCUUCCGGUUACCACAUGAAGUAUUGGAGAGGUUAUUCACGUUUUUCCCAAAUGUUGAAGAUUUGAUAAAUUUGAGUAUUUGUUCAAAAGAGUAUAAUGAAUUCUUGAAACCAUAUGUUUAUAAUUGUGUUUGUUUAUCAUGGGGAGAUUUGACCAAGUUAGAAAAAGAUGAAUUGGUUGGGAUUGAUACGUUGAAGCCGUUUGUUGAAUGUUUGAAGAUAGAGGAAUUUGAUAUAAGGAAAGAAUGGAGUUUUAAUUAUGUUGUAUUGAAUAAACAAUUUGAAAAUUUGAAAAGUCUAAAGAUGAGGAUCAGUAAUAGUUCAAAUUUUUUGAAAUAUUUACAAGAUGAUGGUUUGAAAUUGGAUGAAUUGGAAUUAAUAAAUAUGAAUAAAGAAUCAAAUUUAUUUAAUAUUGAUCAUUUAAGGAAGAUCAAAGUUAAAUCUUUAAAAUUGAAUGGGUUUUUAAUAGAUUUUGAAGAAUUUGAUGAUAUGAUUACUCAUUUAGAAUUGAUUAAUUGUUAUUGGAACUACCCUUUUGAAUUGGAUCAAUUUACUAAAUUGAUUGAAUUAACUUUAAAUUAUUCAAAUGAAUUUAUAAUAAGUGAAAGAUUUAGAGGGUUUUUAAUGAAUCCAAUGUUGUCCAACUUAGAAAUUUUGAAAAUUAUCAAUAAUAAUUCCAAUUUAAAAUUAUACAUUCCAGCAAAAUUAAUUCAAAUCAUUAGUGCAAAAAUCCCAACAUUGCAAAAAGUUCAAUUAAGUGGGAACGUUAUAACUUCACCAUCACCAAAACCAUCAAAUACACAUAAUGUCAGAGUUGUUGUUGAUCAUCAAUAUAUUCAUUCCGUUCUUGAGACCUAA
Molecule: messenger RNA, 891 nt
Organism: Hansenula anomala
Lineage: Eukaryota; Fungi; Ascomycota; Saccharomycetes; Phaffomycetales; Wickerhamomycetaceae
Exons: 1
Coding region: 1-891 (296 amino acids)
Molecular function (GO): protein binding
Source: RefSeq, a predicted model, not a curated record